GAGGUGUGAUUGCCUACAUCAGUUCCUCCAGCUCUGCCUCCAGUCCUGCCUCUUGUCACAGUGAGGGUUCUGAGAACAGUUUCCAGUCCUCGUCCUCAUCUGUUCCAUCUUCUCCAAAUAGCUCUAACUCUGAUGCCAACGGAAAUCCCAAGAACAGUGAUAUCUCUAGCAUCGACGGUGUCUUGAAGAGUGAUCACACAGAUUGUCCUGUGAAAACAGGCAAACCUGGUGCUCCUGGCAUGACCAAGAGUCACAGCGGUAUGACAAAAUUUAGUGGCAUGGUUCUACUGUGUAAAGUCUGUGGGGAUGUGGCGUCAGGAUUCCACUAUGGAGUUCAUGCUUGUGAAGGCUGUAAGGGUUUCUUUCGGAGGAGCAUUCAGCAAAACAUCCAAUACAAGAAGUGCCUGAAGAAUGAGAACUGCUCUAUCAUGAGGAUGAACAGGAACCGAUGCCAGCAGUGUCGCUUCAAAAAGUGUCUGUCAGUGGGAAUGUCAAGAGACGCUGUUCGAUUUGGCCGAAUUCCUAAGCGUGAGAAACAGAGAAUGCUAAUUGAAAUGCAGAGUGCAAUGAAGACCAUGAUGAACACCCAGUUCAAUGGCCACCUGCAAAAUGACACCUUAGCAGAGCGUCAUGAACAGUCAACCUUAUCAGCUCAGGAACAGCUGCGGCCCAAGCCCCAGCUGGAGCAAGAAAACCUCAAAAGCUCUCCUCCCUCUUCUGAUUUUGCAAAGGAGGAAGUGAUUGGCAUGGUGACCAGAGCCCACAAGGAUACCUUUCUGUAUAAUCAAGAGCAUCGGGAAACCUCAGCUGAGAGCAUGCCAUCCCAGAGAGGAGAACGGAUCCCCAGGAACGUGGAGCAAUAUAAUUUAAAUCAUGACCACUGUAGCAGUGGGCUUCACAGCCACUUUACCUGUAGUGAGAGCCAGCAGCAUCUCAGUGGACAGUACAAAGGGAGGAACAUAAUGCAUUACCCAAAUGGGCAUGCCAUUUGUAUUGCAAAUGGACACUGUGUGAACUUCUCCAGUGCUUAUACUUAAAGAGUCUGUGAUAGAGUUCCAAUAGAUGGAUUCUGUCAGAAUGAGAACAAGAAUAGUUUCCUGUGCAACACUGGAGGGAGGAUGCAUCUGGUUUGUCCUAUGAGCAAGUCUCCAUAUGUGGACCCUCAGAAGUCUGGGCAUGAAAUCUGGGAAGAAUUUUCAAUGAGUUUUACACCAGCAGUAAAAGAAGUGGUGGAAUUUGCAAAACGUAUUCCUGGUUUCCGAGAUCUGUCUCAGCAUGAUCAGGUCAACCUUUUAAAAGCUGGCACUUUUGAGGUUCUAAUGGUACGAUUUGCUUCAUUAUUUGAUGCAAAGGAGCGGACUGUCACCUUUCUAAGUGGGAAGAAGUACAGUGUGGAUGACCUGCACUCAAUGGGAGCAGGGGAUCUGCUCAGUUCUAUGUUUGAGUUUAGUGAGAAGCUGAACGCUCUCCAGCUCAGUGAUGAGGAGAUGAGCUUGUUCACAGCAGUUGUUCUGGUAUCUGCAGAUCGGUCUGGAAUUGAAAAUGUCAACUCGGUGGAAGCUUUGCAAGAAACGCUCAUCCGUGCACUAAGGACCUUAAUCAUGAAAAACCACCCAAAUGAGGCCUCCAUUUUUACAAAAUUACUUCUAAAGUUGCCAGAUCUUCGAUCUUUAAACAAUAUGCACUCUGAGGAGCUCUUGGCCUUUAAAGUUCACCCAUAAGGCCUUGGAACCUGAACUGAUGCAGCUGUACAUUAUGUGCUAAGAUGCUUAUUUAUAUGUGUAUACCAUAUGUGGAAUUAGAAAAGACCUUAGACAGUGCCAGGUCCUGGGCUGUCUCUGUAGUCAGUUACCAGUAGCUGUUUGGAUGAGAACUCAUUGCCAUGUUAGACACCCCCCCCCCCCCCCAGACCAAUCGGCUGUGUUGCACUUAGACUGGAGAAGUUACACUGAGUUAUAACCACACUGAAUGUUAGACUUUUUCAUCUGCCAAAGCCAAAAUACCAUUUGAUCUCCCUGUGGUAGAAAUCUAACACACAUUGGUGAUAUAGGAAGACUUAGACAUUAACCCAUUGUGCUGAGAGUUCUGUUGUACCACAAGACUGAAAUGUGUCUGGGCGUUGGUGGCAUAGCUGGGCGUUAGUGACACAGCACCCGGGAGGCAGAGGCAGGUGGAUCUCUGUGAGUUCCAAGGCCAGCCUGGUCUGCAGAAUGAGUGCCAGGAUAGGCUCCAAAGCCACAGAGAAACCCUGUCUCAAAAAAACAAAAAAAGACUGAAAUGUAGUAAGGGAGACUGAGAGCCUAGAGGUCUUUACAUGUUUGAAUUUUGCUCUGCCGAUGUCAAAGUACAUUGUCCUAGUAGUCCCUGGGUUGUGGAAAAUGAUAGUGUCCCCAAUGUCCUGCCUCACAGAGAUACUGAAAAAUAUCCAUGAAGCAUAUUUUACCUCUUGGGAGAUAGGCACUAUGUAAAUAAGGUGAAGUUUUAUUAUAAUUGCUCAUAAUAAUAUUCUUGUCUUAUUUCUAAGCAUUUCUUGAAAACUGUUUGACAGUCCACACCAAUCUGUUCAGGGUUCCUGCUCAAGUGGGGUACCCUACUGAUAAACACAUAUUCCAGGUUUAUGGACACCUCAGAUAGUAUGUGUACAUAGUAUGUAUGUGAAUAUAAUUAUAUAUAAAAUCUCACUUCACAAUAUUUUAAACUGUGAAGAACUUUAUCGUACAAUAAACUUAAACAAGAGGUGUCAAGGACCCAAAUUAGGUGCAUUUUACCUGCUGCUGCUGAUGUAUAACCAUUGCUUUACGAUCUUUAGGUGGUAGAAUACUGAAAUUAUUUUUAUUUAAGCAACAUUUAAUGUAAAAGUGUGAUGGGCAGUCAAAUCCAGAUUUCAGAAAAAAAAACAACAUGUAUUUUAGAGUACAUCUUUGAUGUCAAGUCUACAGUUGAAAUACUAGGUGUUUCAGAGCAUUUCAGCUUUCUCCCUUGUGCUGAUAGAGGUGGUAUUGCUGCCUCUUACCUGUUGCAGGUGGAUGGAAGGUUUGGGUUGUGUGUGGAGGAUGAAGUUUUGUUUAAGGAAACUUCGUUACCCUGUUGGCAUGUCUGUGCCAAGUCCACUUUUCUUUCCUUCCCUAAAUAAAACUACAGGGAUUUUUAUCAAAUUAGAUAUAAUAUAAUUUGAAAAACUUUUUAGUGGGUGACCUACCUAGACUUAAAGAUCAUGGUAGGAGAGAGAGCCAAAGUUGAAGAUGUUCCCCCCCUGGAAAGUAGCAAUUAAUUGUAUUUUGGGGGUAAAAUUGCUGUCUGUAUAAUGUUUGGAUUAUAUGAAAUUGUAAAGACAUUAAGAAUAUGCUUUACUAUUUUAAGCUUGUUACUUUUGUGACAUGUAAGCAGAAUGCCUUAUUUUGUAGUCUUAACUUGUUGCUACAGGAUUUGAAUUUCUGUGGCACAGUUAAGAGAGUUUGAAAAAGAUAAACCCUUGUUGUCAAAGAGGAAAGCUGAUGGUGUAUCUGUCAUACAGUAGGGACCAUAACUGCUGUUUACCUUCAGUGGGUAUGGCUUUCAUGGGUUAUACAAAUAGGUUUUGUGAAUCCUUUACAUGAUAGCAUUAUCCUUUUAUAUUUUUUUUCUAGAAUAAACAAAUACAUAGUUUCUUCUAUGGAGGAUAGAGAGCUUUUUGAAAUAAUACUGAAAACCUCAAAGAUUAUGUUGAUUCUUCAUUUUUGCCUUUGACAUAAGUGUCUUUAUAACAUGUAUCUUUAAAAUAGUUAAGUCUUUGGGAAUAUGUAACUAGAACUGUUAGUAUUGCUUGUAAUGCUUUAGUUAGGGUUAGUAUAUACAUGUACACACCUAAAUAUAAGCAUGUAGAUUUGCAUUUUGUCUCGUAAAAUUUUAUUUCAAUAAAUUCUUCCUGUAGUAAUGGGAAACAAAAUUCAUAGUUCAUAUGCCACAUGUAGUAUUUCUGUAUUUGAAAGUUGCCCAAAUAUGAGCGUUCUAAUUCUAAAUUAAACCAGCAGCCUAAUACAAGCACACUCUUUGAUUGAGUCAUGCUUAAACAAGUAAUAAAUGACAACAGCCAGAUAGGGAACUUCUGAGUCAGUGGGGCACUGUUGAUAAUUAAUAAUGUACUGUAUGAAUUAAGUGAAGCUUUAACUCUGACAUUGUGGUUCAAGGUUAAAAUAUGGGCAU
Messenger RNA from Cricetulus griseus (Chinese hamster), 4182 nucleotides. The record is from RefSeq and is a predicted model, not a curated record. NCBI's taxonomy places the organism in Eukaryota, Metazoa, Chordata, Mammalia, Rodentia, Cricetidae.